UCUAACAAUAUAUGUUGACUAAUGUAUUUAAUUUUUUUUCCUCAUUGUGAUUCGACAUUUUUAUAAUACACUAUACAUACUAUAUUUAAUUAAAGUUAAUCAAGUGAAGAUUACUAUUGUUAUUAAACAGAUUUGCUGCUUAAGAAAGACAAUUGAAGAAUUAAUUUUCAAACUAUAUUAAUAAUAUUAAUAUUAUCAUCAUUACUAUUAUCGGAUGUACGUGUUACUUUCUCCAAUUGGUUAGUGUAUACUGUAUGUCCGUUAAUAAUAUAAACAAGACACAAUAUCACGCGUUUUCGCCGGGUGAAUCACGCGCACACUCAAUUCAUUACGCAUAACUGGAUAUAUGUUUAUAUAGUAAAAAUACGUUAUUGACGUGUUAAACCAUCAGACCUCAAAAAAAUAACAACAUUUUGGAAGUCUCGAAGCAUCUGCCUGUCGCUCAAGAAGUUAAGCUGACUCGACAUAAAAAUAACAAUAAUAAUAAAAAUAACAGAAGAAAGACGCCGAAAGACAUAUACCUCGCCGGUUUCUUUGAAUUUGGUUAUACAUAUUUUGAAAUAGUACAGUCCAGGUAUAAAAAUAUAAAAAUUUAGUAUAUUAUAAUAACGGAUAACAAUAUGCCGAGUACGGAAGAGAAAACGACGCCUUAUUUAAUCCAAGUAGUGCCGGAGACUCAUUACCGAACACUAGAAAUCGAUCUUUUGGUAUCGCAAAUAAAAAAAACAUUGCGAUUUCCAAAUUUAAAGGCAAAAUCAAGCGUAAGCUCACACAAACCAAGAUCAUCACCGUAUCUGAUUCCAUCACGCUUCGAAAGGCAGGCCUAUUUUCACAAUCAAAACGGUGACAACAGCAAAACCAACGAAGACGAUCCUUAUGAAAAAUUAAGAGAAUUAAUAAAACAGGGUCGUCUUAUAAAAGAAGCGGUUAAGAAACUCCAAAUGAUGAACUUUGAAAACUUAUCCAACAAUCCAGAGGGUGAAGAUCAAGAUCGUCAUGACGAUGACGACGAUGAUGAGAAUACACACCACCGUACAUUCCGGAGAAAAACAUUUUACUACGACUCCGAGGAUGAGCCCUUGCCGGCAGUGUAUGAAUCUCUAGAUCUAUGAGUUUAUUAUUACCAUCAAUAUUAUCAAUAUAUGUUGUUGUAAUAUGUGUUGUCAGUGUAUGCGUGCUAUCGAGUAUAAACUGAUGAAUUAUAUUACUAUAAUUAUCAUUAUUUAAAUAGUAUACGAAUAAGAUAAAGAUAUAAAAAAAAAAAAAAAAAAAUAAUAAUAAUAAUAAAAAACAAAAAUAAAAUUGCUGUGAAUAAUUGGCGUUAUUGAAGUGCGGAAAUUGGCUCAGAUGAACGAUGUGUUAUUGACGAAAUCGUAUUUCUAUCGUUUACUCACCAAGUAUAUUGUAUCUCUCACUCUCAGAGUUCCUCUUUAGAGUAUUCUUCGAGACCUCCCCCAGUUAGUGUCUCACUCUUUCCUCCUCAUAUCUACCUACUUGUGCUUUCCGCUCGGUCAUAUUUGCCAUUGUAGUCGCGCUGCCUGGUACCGUGUAUCCAACAAACGUACAAAUCCACACAAUACAUAUUGUAAAACGCUUACUACAUAUUACAUACUACAUACAUUGAUUUAUAUUAUUAUUAUCAUUAUAACAAUUUAAUAUGUAUAUAUAUAUUUUGAGGCCAUACUGAGGAAAAACAUACAUACAUACAUACAAGUUAGUCGUCGCAACACAAUUAGGCACUCAGAAACUCUUCCUUAAAUGGACAUGUUUGUAAAUAUUUGUUUCAUAUAAUUCAUUGAUAGUAUGUAAUAAAAUUUUUUUUUAUUAAAAAAACGUUAAAUUUCGUACGGCUCCAUUUUACCAAUACACAUAAAAUAGCAUCAAACAUCUGUAAGAUGCUUUGUAAACGCUGCUGGUGUUAUGUCCAAGAGACAUUCCACCGUAUCCGUCAUCAGCUCCAUUACCCCACACUUAGUUUCCCGUUAGAAUAUCUAAUUUAAUUUUAUACCAAGUAAGAAUAAUGUCAACUUACCUAAUAGUUAUAUAUUUAAAUUUGUUGCUGUUAUUGUUGUUAAAUUAAAUAUUAAAAAAUUAAAAAAAAAAAAAGUAAUAUUUUUACGUGGAAAAUUAUAAAAAUAAUGACUAGUCUGGAGUGUUGAGUAAGUUAUGUAAGGAGUAGAUCGAUGAUACACGUCUCAGCAAACUUGUUCAUUCUUGACAUCGAUACCCGUCCAAUAUUAUUAAUGUAGUUCUGAGAAUGCCGUAUAUACAUAAAUAAGUUUUGUGUUAAAAGACGACUAGACUAACAUAAACGCUAUUCUAUUCUUGUAAAUAGUUGGUAUGGUAUAUAGAGUGAACACGUAUAUAGUAUGUCUAGCAGACACACUUGAUACCCCCAGGCAUCUACAUAUGACCACGGCACGGAGAUUUCCUAUCUGAACUCAAGAGUUUGUCAAUAAUUUAGCGAUCAGGAGUGAGAGAGGCUUUCAAAAUUUCAAAAAACUAUUCAAAAAUAUAUCAUUUAAAAUAGUUUAUAAUAUUUUGCUGUGCAUGUUUUAGUGCAUAGACUUAUAUGUAUGUAUACCAUUUGAUGAUCAGUUCAAAAUACUUUUUGGUGUUAUUAUAUAUUAAUAUUAUAAUAUGCUUGGUUGUUAUAUACGCUAUUCAUUUUUAAUGGUGGCAGGUAUGAAAACACCUGUUGGGGAAAAAAAAAAAUAAAAUAAAAGAAAGGAGCAGGAAGAUAAAUAUAUUGUAUUAGAUGUAUUAAAAAAUGUAUAAAUUGGUUGUAAUAACAAUGAUUUAUAAAUUGUUAAUUUGAAUAGCUUAAAAAGAUAUUGAAAUAUGUAAACCGACACCUUGAAUAGAUAUUGUUGACACAACUGUUGAUAUUUAUAGCUAAUAAAUAUUCAAAGUUGCGUGAAUUGACGUAAAAUACGUUUUAAAAGCAUCAGCAUCGCCUUGAUAACAUGGUCUAGCGUAUAUUAUUAAUUAAAAAGCUAGGUAGAAAUAUUUUACUUUAUUUUAAUUGCCAAUUUCCAAAAUCUCAACAUUUGUAUUGUUUUUUUUUUCUUUUAUAUAACGAUCAGUUAAUUAGUUAGUUAGUUAGUUAGUUAGUAAGCAAACAAAUAACGAAUGAUUUUUGUAUGUAAUUUUUUUUAAUGAUGCGAAAAUAAUGCGUGAUCUCUUUUUUUUUUCGUUAAAAUCUUACAUAAGAAAUUUAACGAAUAAUAUCUUGUUGUGAUCGUCAAACGUAUAUUCUCGUUUGACAUUUGUAAUAAUAGAUGAUGAUGAUGAUGAUGAAAAAAAAAUAUUCCAAGUUUCAAAAGUCAA
Molecule: messenger RNA, 3330 nt
Organism: Cotesia glomerata
Lineage: Eukaryota; Metazoa; Arthropoda; Insecta; Hymenoptera; Braconidae
Exons: 2
Coding region: 621-1112 (163 amino acids)
Source: RefSeq, a predicted model, not a curated record